AUGGUUGUUUCUAUUCCUAACUUGACCCCAGUUCAAAAUGCUUCUGUUAAUACAGUUGUUGAACGUUUCAAUGUUUCUACUGAUCGUUUAAAGAAAAUCACUGAACAAUUUGUUAUUGAAAUGAGAAAGGGUUUGGAUCAUCAAGGUGCUACAAUUGCCAUGAUUCCUUCCUUUGUUUCUGGUCGUUGUACUGGUGAGGAAAAGGGCACUUUUAUGGCUCUUGAUUUAGGUGGUACCAACUUACGUGUCUGUCAAGUUAACUUGUUGGGUGGUGGUGAACAUACAAUUCGUCAACAAAAAUAUGUUGUCUCUGAGGAACUCAAGGUGGGUCCUAUGCGUAAUCUCUGUGAUUUUAUCGCGGAUUGUGUCGAUAGCUUCUUGACCGAAAAUGGUCUUGGUGAUAGCAAUGAACCUAUUCAAUUAGGUUAUACCUUUUCCUUCCCUAUCCUUCAAACUAGUAUUAACCGUGGUGUCUUGAAGCAAUGGACUAAAGGUUUCAACUGUACUGGUGCUGUCGGUAAGGAUCCUACCAUCCUUCUUCAAGAUUCUUUCCGUCGCAAGAAUAUUAAUGUCAAUAUUGCUGCUAUUGUAAAUGAUACUGUGGGUACUCUUAUGGCUUAUGCUUACAAGCAUCCUAAUACAACAAUGGGUGUUAUUAUGGGUACUGGUUUUAAUGCCUCUUACUAUGAAGAUAUGAACAACGUCAAGAAGUGGACAGGCGAUAAGAAUCAAGAAAUGGUGAUUAAUAUGGAAUGUGGUGCCUUUGAUUGUGAACGUCGCGUGUUACCCAUGACAGUGUAUGAUAACAAGAUGGACCGUGAAUCAAUUAAUGUUCAUCAACAACUCCAUGAAAAGAUGGUAGCCGGUAUGUACCUUGGUGAGAUUACUCGUAACGCUCUCUUGGAUUUAGUUGAUCAACAAAUCUUGUUUGGUGGUGAUUCCUCCAAGGAAUUAAACAAGAACUGGAGCUUCGAGACUGCUUACAUGUCCACAAUUGAAGUCGAUGAAACCUCUGAUUUAUCCGAUACAGGUCAUAUCUUGGAAUCUGUCAUGAAUAUCCCCUCUACUACCUUGGCUGAUCGUCAGAUUGUCAAGGCGGUAUGUCAUGCCGUAGGUCUUCGUGCUGCUCGUAUCGCUGCCUGUCAUAUCGCCGGUGUCUUGACCCAUACUAAUAAGUUGGGUGAAGAAUCUAUCAUCGCCAUUGAUGGUUCUCUCUUUGAAUUCUAUCCUAACUUUGAAAAGAACAUGAGUCAAGCCUUGUCUGAAAUCAUUGGUGAAGAAUCUCGUUCAAAGGUCAAGUUUGAUCUUGCCAGAGAUGGUUCUGGUCUCGGUGCUGCUAUUAUCGCCAUGAUUGCUUCCAAGCAUUAA
Cokeromyces recurvatus is the source of this 1368-nucleotide messenger RNA. RefSeq names its product hexokinase-domain-containing protein. Gene Ontology annotation, cellular component: mitochondrion; cytosol. The transcript is spliced from 3 exons. Gene Ontology annotation, molecular function: D-glucose binding; glucokinase activity; fructokinase activity. Bases 1 to 1368 code for a protein of 455 amino acids. The record is from RefSeq and is a predicted model, not a curated record. Gene Ontology annotation, biological process: glycolytic process; intracellular glucose homeostasis; glucose 6-phosphate metabolic process. Lineage: Eukaryota; Fungi; Mucoromycota; Mucoromycetes; Mucorales; Mucoraceae.